Messenger RNA from Adineta steineri, 2028 nucleotides. The record is from the annotation of a GenBank genome assembly. Lineage: Eukaryota; Metazoa; Rotifera; Eurotatoria; Adinetida; Adinetidae.
AUGGCAUCAUGUACUGAUUUUAAUCGAUCUGCAGGUCGUCCAAUAAUAAAGGCCACAGCAAUUCCGAUAUCUUCAAGUAAAAAGCUUGUUGAACCAUUUAAUCGUCUUAAAUAUCGAGCAAACUUAUUUCGACGAAAAAAUUAUUCAUCUCAACUUAAUAUAAGUAGUGAUUCAAGUAAUUAUCGAUCGUCUACAGGCACUGAUCAUAUCGUUCCUUCUCAUCAAUCAUCAAUAACAAAUAAUAAUAAUAUUGGCGUUAUUCUUCUUAAACGUUCAAAUUCUAUGGUAUGUCCUCAAAUACGUUUACAAUCACUUAUAAAUCAAAAUCAAAAUCAAAAUAUUAACAAUAAUAAUAAUAAUAAUAAUAAUAAUAAUCUACGUAAUUCAAUUUGUAUUGAAUUAGCUGGUUGUUCAACAGACGAAAGUUCAACGGACGAUUAUCAAUUAAUUAAAUCAUCAUCAUCCUCAUUAUCAUCAAAUCGUUAUUGGACUAAGCCAAUUUCAUCGACAAUGAAUGAUAUUGAUAAACAUAAAAUUCUAUCGUCUAUUCAACCAUUAGCUGUCAUUGAUGAAUAUAAAGUUAAUCAGGAUGACAAAACUGAUCAAGACGAAAACGUAUCAUCAUCAUUAUUACCUAACGAUAAUAACAACAGUGAACAGGCGUCUGUCAUUCUUCCAUCAACUAUGGAUGUUAUUAUAACAGAAAAAGACAAUGAAGAAAAACAACAAGAACUUAUAUCUUCUUCAACUAUACCAAUAUCUACUAUAUCUUCAUCUCAUUCAUCAUCAUCAUCAGCAUCAUCAUCGACAGUUAUAUUACGAGAUCAUGCUGAAGCAAUUCGUACACGUCGUCAGUGCCAUUCAAGUAUAUCUCUUCUUCAACAUCAGCAACGGCAACAAUCUUUAUCUUCAUCAUUUGAAGAACCAUUUUAUGAUUGUAAACAACAAAUUUCACCAAAAAAACCCAAUCAAAAUUUUGAUAUGUCUACAGUAAAAAUUUCAACAUGUACAAUGACUGGUAAAUCAUUGAAUAAUCUUGAUGAUUGUUUAUCAUCGACAUCAUCCGAAGAAAAAGGUGUACAAACAGCAUCCAAUGAACCAAUAAAUAUUACUUCAUGCGUUAAAAGAGCUAUAUCUUCUACUAGUUUAUCAUCGUCAUCAACAUCCAAUAAAACAGAUUCACUUGAAAAAAAACCUAAAAUGCCAAUUACAACAACUGAUGAAACAACAUCAACUAAUGAUAUUGAUACACUCACACAUUUAACUGUCCAACAUCAAACAGAAUUACAUUAUAAAUGGCCACAUAUACAUGAAAGAUUACUUGGUGAACAAGCAUGUAUUUAUUGGGUUAAUUAUUUAGGUUCAACAGCAAUUAAAAUGUCAGAUGAUGGUACAACUGCUAUGCCAUCACAAGCUAUUGCAAGGUUAAAACAAUCAACUCAAUAUGCACGUGUUUUACCAAUAAUUGGUUUAAGUAUAUCAUCACGUGGUGUCGAAUUUUUAAAACAUACAAAAGAUCGUAAUGUUAUAUGUUUUCAUGAUAUCAAAUCAAUUCAUUGUGCAUGUCAAGAUCAAGAUUUACGUUAUUUUGCUUAUGUUACACGUGAACAACGUCUUACUAAUGGUAUGUCACAUGUUACUACAAAUUCUACUCUCGAUAAUAAACAACUAUCACCACCAUCACCAUCAUUAUCAUUAAGCAGUGAUUAUCAUCAUUACUGUCAUGUAUUUGUUGUUAAAAGUGAAACAAUGUCAACUGAAAUCAUGUUAACAUUUGGUCAAGUAUUUGAUAUUGCUUAUCGUCUUCAUCAUCGUUCAAAAUGUAAUGGUAAAAAAUCUCAAGAUAUACAUACACCAUUAUCAUCUGUCACUAAUGGUGAACGUCAUCAUCCACAACUUGAAGUUAUUCGUCUUUCGACUAAGUCUGAUAUUACACAUAAUAAUAAUAUAAUUAUGUCAUCAUCGACACAUUCACCAGCAACAUCAUCAUCAUCAUCAUCAAUGGAUGAUCGAAAAAUAUUUGUUUAA